Zeugodacus cucurbitae (melon fly) is the source of this 8793-nucleotide messenger RNA. RefSeq lists its product as uncharacterized. The record is from RefSeq and is a predicted model, not a curated record. Bases 6668 to 7981 code for a protein of 437 amino acids. NCBI's taxonomy places the organism in Eukaryota, Metazoa, Arthropoda, Insecta, Diptera, Tephritidae. The transcript has 2 exons.
CGACUGCAGAAAGUUUGGUUAAUAUACCUCUAUUGGUUUACGAGAUAUGUACAAAAAACUUAGUAGAGGGCGGGGCCACGCCUACUUCCCCAAAAAAAUUACAUCCAAAUAUGCCCCUUCCUAGUGCGAUCAUUCAUGUUAAAUUUUAUUUCCAUAGCUUUAUUUAUGGCUUAGUUAUGGCACUUUAUGUGUUUUCGGUUUUCGCCAUUUUGUGGGCGUGGCAGUGGUCCGAUUUUGCUCAUUUUCGAAAGCAACCUUCCUAUGGUGCCAAAAAAUAAGUGUGCCAAGUUUCAUCAAGAUAUCUUAAUUUUUACUCAAGUUACAGCUUGCACAGACGGAAGGACGGACGGACAGACAGACAUUCGGAUUUGAACUCCACUCUUCACCCUGAUCACUUUGGUAUAUAUAACCCUAUAUCUGACUCGUUUAGUUUUGGGUGUUACAAACAACCGUUAUGUGAACAAAACUAUAAUACUCUCUUUAGUAACAUUUGUUGCGAGAGUAUAAAAAUAACAUAGCAUAUCUGAACCUCAUUGGGUCUUAUUUAUCCAACAAACGAGACUUCGAAAACUGCUCGUUUUCAUCCUUAUUAAUGAUUUUUUGAUUGUGAUACUGACAGUAUCCAUGAGUUGGAUUCGUUAGGUUGCUUCAGGUUAGGUUGUAUUCAACAAAGACCUCGAAAACUGCUUGAUUUCGUCCAGUCAAUGAUUUUUCCCUAACCUAAUAUGGGAAUGCUCAGAACAUUCAAAAAUGAGAUCGAUCACGUAGGUUGUUUGAGACAUGAUCCUUGCAGAAUUUAUGGACCUUUGUUCAUGUUCUACGGAAAUAUGUUUUGUGAACGGUUAUAGAACUAUGUUAGGCUUAGCCAAGUCCACAUAACUUUUUACAGUGACAAUCUCAAAGAAGGAUCCCAAAAUAAACUCGAAUUAACAUGGAGUUUCUUGUCGGUUUUGAGUUUCAUCGCCAGUGUGGUGAAUAAAUGGUUAUUCUUAAAGGCAAUAUUCUCCUCAAGCCACUUAUUUUUUGCGCGAACUAAAGUUCACUCUGAAAUUGCACUACCUUAGCUUCUAAUAUACCUUUGUACCCAUACCAUACCUCUAUGAAACCAAUACUAACCUCAAAAAGCAAGCAUAAGUAAGUCGUAGGCUCACUUCAGGAAACAAACAAAAACAAAAAAUAAACUGACGUGCGCAGACAUCAAUUGCAUUUAAACAAAAUAAACCACAUUUCCGCAGGUUGGUCGUUUAGUCGGCCAGAGACGACAACCGUUUACACGGUUUAUGAGCAGCUGUCGGCAGCUCUAGACUGACGCUAAAAGGGGUGAGACUCUUUGGGUCGUUGGGGUUACAUUGUAUGUAUGCACAUUGCCUUGGCGCCGGAAGUGGAUCGUUAUAAACUUUUACGAAAUUCAAUUUGUUAUUUAGCAGCUACUCAGCAAAUGCAGUGCAGUGCGGCACUCACUCACGCGUCUACCCGUGCCUCAUUCUUGUAUUCUACGUUCUGCGAGUGUUUUGUUGGACGUAUGGCAUGCGCCGCCGCUACCGAAGGUGCAUAGACAAUUCGCAGUAAAUUACAAUAUAAAUUUGCAACAUUUGGUCUGUGUGUAUGUAUGUGUAUUCCGUUAUGCGGAUAAUUAUUGCGCGUGUUGAUGAUGUGUUUAUGCGUUGUUGUUGUUUUUACAAUGUUAUUCGCAACCCUUGCAAACCGCUAAUCUUGCCUGUAAUGAGUUGGCUCGUGCCAAAUUGCUUACGGGUCGGUUGUUGUUAUUGGAUGUAGUAGAUGAGCUGUUUUGGUAUUUAAUAAAGCGUUCGGUAAUAGUGUACAAAAUCCCGAAAAUUAUUUCCCAAAUUUCGAGAUUUUCGGGAUCCCAUUUUGAAAGUUAAAAUUUUACUUUAUAUUUAAUACUUAUAGAGCUCGAAAUCUUGACUCGACUCUUAUUCUAACCUUAAAAUAAUUUAUCUAACAUAAAUACAUAAAUCCUGUCUUAGCCCGAAUACGUUUUAAUCAAAACGUUGCCUACUAUUAGGCGCUUUGACAAAUAAUAAUAGAUUUUCUAGUGACGUCACACACCUAAUAUGAUGUAUGUAUGUAUGUGAUUGGCGUUCAACCGUUUAGCCGGUUAUAGCCGAAUCGAUGAGAGCGCGCCACUCCUCUCUUUCCUUCGGCGCCAGUUGGAGAUUCCAAGUGUAACCAGGCCGCUCUCCACCUAGUCCCUCCAACGGAGUGGAGGCCUUCCCCUUCCUCGGCUUCCUCCGGCGGGUACUGCAUCGAACACUUUCAGAGUUUGAGUGUUUUCGUCCAUUCGGACAACAUGACCUAGCCAGCGUGGCCGCUGUCUUUUUACUCGUACAGCUCAUCGUUCCAUCGUCUGCGGUAUUCGCCGUUGCCAAUGUUCUGAGGACGAUAAAUCUUGCGCAAAAUUUUCCUCUCGAAAACUCCUAGUGUCGUCUCAUCUGAUGUUGACAUCGGCCAAGCUGAUCCAAGGAAAGAGUGAUUCUGCGCUGGAUUUCGAGGCUGACAUUGUUGGUGUUGUUGAUACUGGUUCUCAGGUAUACGAAAUUAUCUACAACUUCGAAGUUAUGACUGAUUGGUUAUUUUUAUAUAUCAGUCACUACAUAUCGAGAGAUCAGUUCUUACAUUCAACAUUUUUGAAAGAAACUCAUAAAGUCUUAUAUACUUGGUCUACGUAGAGGAUUAUUAAAAAAAAUAACAAUAAUUUAGAUUUUUUGAAAAAAGUAUUUAUUAUAUUCUAACAGCCCUAUUCUGUGCACUUUACAAAUUCAACAAAUUUCUAAUUUGUAAAAAAUUGAAAUUUAACAAGCAUUUCGUAUUCUGUGUCUAAAAUAAAAAGCUUUUUUCUUGAUAAGUUGUUAUGAAGUAAAAUGCUCUUGACAAAUAAAAUAUCUCGUUGUAGAUAGUUGUGAAAAUGAAUUUGUUGUAAAGGAGAUAUUUUACUUUUGUUGUUAUUUUUAUACAAAGAGGAAAAAUAUGAAUAUGUUGAUGGCUCGCGUUAUUGAGUCAUUUUUAUAUUAAGAAGUUUAUUUUUCCCUUUUUUGUAUAAAAAAAUGAAUGUAAUGAGGGUAACUUUGACGAAAUUGUUUUCUAUAUAUUGCAUGCGAUUACAGCUUAGCAAAUUUUUGCCAAUAAAGAACAGAGUUUAGAUUUCGUUGUCCCCAAGGAACUUUUCUGAAGCGAAACAUAACAACCACCUAAAUCAAAAUUGCAUUCCAAAUAGUUUUAAAUAUAUUAUAAAGGACAUAUGUAUAUGUAUUAUAUUAUUUAGUAUUCUGUGGCUUUGAGGGGAGCAAAAUAUAGGGAGGGAGCUGGGAUGGAAAAGCGAAUAUAUAGCCUCUGUCAUCCGAUUAUCAAUCAACCUCAUUUACGCGCGGCUCUCCUUGUUUGGUUAGAGGGAUUAGCGAGGCUCUGGCGACCGCGUAAAUUCGGUAUAACCUUGUCAUCUAUAUAGAGUACAUGGGGUUGUAAAAUCAAACCAAAUUCUUUGCAUCAGACCUGAAAGGCUUCAGUCGAUAUCUCAGAAUUCUCGAUACAUCAGAAUCGGAUAGAUAGGCUGAUAACCGGUCAAUCGUAAACCAAACUUAUCAACGAAGCCACAAUGAAGAAGGCUCGGUUAAAAAUGGGGCUAGAUUCGGAGCAUGGAAUAUUUGCGCUCUCUCAGAAACUUUACGUCUAGACCAAGAGCAAAGGAUUUAUUGUGAAAUUGAAGUUAAACUUUUAACUAUUUUGCAACAAAUAUUGAAAUGCAUGUGAAAACUUACGUUAUAAAAUAAUUCAAAUAAACUUUUCAAUUCAAAUAAAUAUAAUUGGACAGAAAUCAGCUUUUUCUGUUUACAUUUUUUGUUUCUCACACGUGUGGGGAAAAGCUAUGCGUUCUGAAGCUUUUUAUUUUAUUAAAAUUGUCACAGAAUACCAAAAAAAAAUCUUACUUGAUAAAAAUCUGAAAAAAAAAAUUUCAAUUUUUUUAUUAUUUUGUCAAGUGCACAGAAUAGAGCUGUAAAAAUAUUUAUUUGUUCGUCUACAUUAAUGUCGUCGCCUUCAAAAUGUUCCCCGAUUGAUAGUAUGCACUUAUGCCAUUUUUUCUUCGAAUCGUCGAAAUACUUCUCAAACUCGAUUUUUUGGUUAGUCUUGGGCUCUUUCAAAUAUUAUGUUCUUGUCUGUUUUUAAAACGACGGUCGUCUAAGGUUUUCUUUAUUUUGGAUAUAGGAAAAGGUCACACGGAGUCAUAUUCUAAUAUUCAUACUAAAAAUUUCGGGAUCCCGUUAUUCUUACAAAUGACCUAAGUGUCAGUUUACAAUGUGAUAUGUAAAUACAUCAACUCGUGCCAUUAUUGAUUGCGCCAAUAGAUUGAAAUUAUUCUAGUAGGCUCGGUAUACUUCCAAAACAUUUACAUAACGUAUGUUAAGUCGUUAAGUGGGCACUUAAGUGCACUUAUGAUAGCUGCAAUUAAAUUCAAAUCAAACCUGUUUAUUGCAUGCAUAAUAUUUUAUUAUGUAACCAAAGUAAUUUGCAUAUUAUUUUACGCCUUUAUACAGUCAGUAAGAAUGGGAUUACAUAAUCAUAAUAAAAUUUAGCUAAUUUCGAUUGAAAUCAGGGAUUACUUAGGAUGUUGCGCAGCAUUAUUGUUUCAUAUAAGAAUAAAAUCAAUAAAUCAUUCCUGUAAACUAAGUUGCGUUAAGUUUUGUCUGUCGGAGAAUAUGGGAAUACUAGAAUACAUAGCUAAAGUACUCGCAUAUAAUACGAUUAGUAUAGUUCGGGUCGGUAUUUUGAGUUAACACGUAAAUCUCUCCUGCCAUCCUUUAAGGAUCUUGGCUUUGAUUAUACUCGAAAUAGAAUUAAGAAACUCUUGGAUAGAUAGUUAGAUCAAUAUAGUAAUUACUUAGAUGGAUGGUUCGGCCGGAUCAUUGGAGGUCAUCAAUCAGCCAUCCUUAAUGGAUCUUGGCUUUGAUUAUACUCGAAAUAGAAUUAAGAAACUCUUGGAUAGAUAGUUAGAUCAAUAUAGUAAUUACUUAGAUGGAUGGUUCGGCCGGAUCAUUGGAGGUCAUCAAUCAGCCAUCCUUAAUGGAUCUUGGCUUUGAUUAUUCUCGAAAUAGAAUUAAGAAACUCUUGGAUAGAUAGUUAGAUCAAUAUAGUAAUUACUUAGAUGGAUGGUUCGGCCGGAUCAUUGGAGGUCAUCAAUCAGCCAUCCUUAAUGGAUCUUGGCUUUGAUUAUACUCGAAAUAGAAUUAAGAAACUCUUGGAUAGAUAGUUAGAUCAAUAUAGUAAUUAUUUAGAUGGAUGGUUCGGCCGGAUCAUUGGAGGUCAUCAAUCAGCCAUCCUUAAUGGAUCUUGGCUUUGAUUAUUCUCGAAAUAGAAUUAAGAAACUCUUGUAUGGAUAGAUAGAUCAACAUAGUAAUUGCUUAGAUGGCUCGGCCAGAUCAAAGUGAAGGUCAUCAAUCAGCACUUGGAGCUUUAUAGACAUUAGACCCGUGAUUUACGACACUUAAAAAGUUCGAUGGAGAUUUAUAUAAAUAAUUACAAAUUCUAGUAUUCAAUUUGCUUUGAGAUUAGAAUAUGUUACGGACUGUGCACGAAUUUUUCGACCUUAGAUUCGAUAGAACAGCGGAUAAUCUUAACAUAUAACGGAUCGAAUACGGAAUAAAGUGUUUCCGGUAGAAAGUACCAACCAACCUUUAUCUCAGAUUUUCCUAUACUCGUACUCUGACUUUCGGGUCUCUGCUAAACAAAGUGGAUUCCGUACACAAUCGAAGGAGUUGUUUGUUAAGGUUUCCAAUUAGAAAACGUUGAGAUCUAUUGCUGAGUACAUAUUUUUUGGAAAUACUAUAAACAAAUUUCUAUAUAUGAUAAAUUGCAUGAAUGAAAGUUCCAUCCACUGAACUCCACGUGGUUUCGCUUAAUGGGAAAAGUCAAGUAAAUGAAUCAUUGGUGAGUUGUGUAGUCUUCGUUGGGGAUCGCGUGUCAGAGACACUUUUACCACAAAACAAAAAAAAAUAACAAACGGUAACAUUGCAACAGUUCGGACGGUCGCUAAGGAGUAACCAAAGGUUGGUGCGAAGGGAAGACACGCGGUGCAAGAGUAAGCGCAACCAGACUGGAAGCAAACCGGCAACUUAAACAGAUUUGUUUAGUUAUGCUGCUUGGUGGCGGCAACGAAGGAGUUGCAAGCGUAUGUCGUUUUGCAUUAAGUUCAAGGAAUGUAGGAAAUGACGAAGCAGUCGAAGACGAACAGCAUUUGAUGUGUCACAAUUUUUAUGUCGACAACAUUGCGAGUUAGUAGUUUGUUUGAUGAGUAGCGUCGACUGGCUGGCUGCCGAGCUUGAUGACUGGCUUUUGUGUUUGGUCGCAGGACGAACAUACAGUUUGUCUUGGCAUUUGAGCAUAUUUAACGCUAUCAAAAGAAAAAGGUGGCAGUAGGACGCGACUAUUACUAAAAAUCCAACUUUUAGUCGUCGCACGGAAGUCAAUUCGAGACAAGCUAUUUGGAGCACAAACAAAAAAAAAAUCGCGGUCAAAUACAAGCCGCGCCAUGCCAAAGCAUUGACGAUACAUACCUUUGAUUGUUUGUUAAGUUAAUGACGGUACACAUAGUAUUCGUGCGGCACAGUACUCAAUGAAUAAAUGCAUAAUCAUUGCAUAAAUUAAAAGUUUCGUUAUGGAAAUGCUGAAAUCAACCACAAUUUGGGAAUCCGCCAGUCGCCCGCUAUUUGUGCGCUCAAUUUGGCUGGAAGCGCCAAAAACUGGGCGUGCCGGUGCACAGCGACACUUCAUACUGGACUACGAACCCAGACAGAGGCGUAUACAUUCGAAGUCUGCGGCGAGCAUACGCAGAAAUAAGGCGCAUGCCACGUUGCAACAUUCCCACUCAUACGACUUUGUUGGAGAUUGGCAAGCUCAUAAUCAGUGCAGAUUUGCGGAAGAGUCGCAAAGAGAUCUAUUACUCAUUGUACCAGCCAAAGUAGAGCCACCAGCUACAGCCUCAGCGCAGCAGUCGCAGCUGUUUCAGCAGAAAUACCCUAACAAACCACAACCCACGCAGUCGGGUCGUUGUCCAAAACGCGCGACACUCUUCUUUCGCAACCGUCCACCACGCCACGGUCCGCUGCACGAACUUUACGAGCUCUAUUCGCGUCAUAGUUCACUGCAAGAUCUGCAGUCCACGCUUUCGCAAGCGAACUCACAUGCGGACGAGCGACUGGCGGAGCGUGUACUGAAUUGGCUAGAUUUAGCUGGCAAGCGUACUGACUCACAGCCAACUCAACCUCAAGCAGACAUCAGUGAAAUGGUGAAACGUCCAAAAAAGCCAACAGCAAAGGCACUAACAAGUCCACAAGCUUCAAGUGUUGCUACUACCAGUAACAAGCCGCAGACGCAACGUUCGGCCACCACACAAACCCAGUCGAACUUACAGUCGCAAGCAACUCCAGCGCCAUCUACCGCCAGUGCAUCGCGUUCACGCAAACAAGUACGCUAUGCGAGCGCUGUGCGUCCGGAACAACCGCCAAGCGCGUGUCAGACGGAUCAACCACGCUCCGCGGACGCCGUUAAACACAUCACAAUCAUCUUCGAUCGUGAAGGCGUGCCAGUGCGUUUCAAUCGGCCCGUUCGUAAUAUUGAUUUGUGCACUCUGAGCACCAGUCCGAACACGGUUCGUCGCAUGGCUGGUGCGCUGGCCUCUGCUCGCCUCUACAAUGAAGCUGAGCGUUCUUUUGUGCAUCCAUCUUUGAAAAAUGUGCCAUCAAAGCAGCGUCGCUCCUCUGAGAUGGAGCAUAUUGCAAUGAAGUCAACGCCAAAACGUGCCCACGACGCGAGUGUCUUCGAUACCAAAAAACAGUUGCACAUUUUUAUGCCGAAUUUACCGAAGAAAGGUCUACUAACAGCGGGCGAAACGAACGACAGUGGCUGUGGCAGUGUCGAUGAUACGGUUAGUGGUUUGAGCAAUACAUUCAGUGAGCUUUGUAAAAUUUAAGGCGGUUCAAAUCUUGAAUAUUAUAAGAUUUCAAUAAAAUGUGCGAAAAAGUAAAAUUUGCAAAGGGGGCUAUAAAUAUAUAGUGGUAAAAGGGUUAGAAACUCGGUAUUUUGGUAGUGGUAGUAACGAAAUGAAUUCGUACCCUGGAGCUUUCUAAGGUGUUGUGACUGAAAUGCAUGAUAGAGAUCAUGUUUGUUUGGGCUCUGAGAUACUUGAAGGCAUAUCCGUCUUUAGCUGGUUGCUUAUGGAGACGAGGCACUCACCUUCGGCAUCAGCCGGGAAAUAAAGUGACUUACAUUUUAAUGAGGAAAAACUAUUAUUCUGCAAUAAUUUAAGAAUUCGUAGACUUUUAAUAUAGAUAAACAUGAGACAUUUGUCAUAUAUAUUGAUAGUCUGCAAAUUCUUACAAUAUUAUUGCGCUUAACUUCAUAAAUUAAUCUUUCAUCUUCUUCUUUCUUAACUUAUAUAGUUUUAGGUUAGUCUCCCACCCUUUAGGCGGUUAAAUCUGCCUACAAUUUCUGUUGCGAGUCCUGGGUUCGAUCUCGGUUUUCUAAUAGUGUAAAUUUUGUGAUUCCUUUUUAAUUUCUCUAAAAUUAAGUACAGUGUUUUUUGACAUAUUUAACUGUCAACCUCUCCAUCGUGACGUAUACGUCAUUUGAUUUUCUUUUUUAAUUUUUGAUCGCUUCUGUCGUGAUAUUUUCACAUAUACGUCAAUUGUAACAUAUUUUACUGUUAAUCUUUCUUAAUCUGACUUAUACGUUAUUUGAUUUUUAUGACAUUAAUAUUGUAUUAGACAAAUUUUGCGCCCUAGU